UUCUUGCGUCGCUCGGCAUAGGUCACAACCUCUGACCUUUAUUCCUGUCUGCGAAGAUAGAAUAUAAUUUAUCGAGAAAACGUUCGCACUGAUGACAUUUUAAUAUCAGAAAAACAAGGCUUUUAGCUGGAAUUAUUUUUAAGGAAUGCAUGGCAUCUGAGAGAAAUUCUCGAAAAACGACCUCAUCUGGGCGGGGAGCUCGGCAACAAGUAAUUGUGAUGGAUACCGGAGGCAACAGCCUGGGUGCAGAACAAAUGAUUCAUGUCAUUAACCCACCCCUGUCAGGUUCUGGCACUACCACCUCACAGGGGGCAGUAACUCUUCCCAUUGCUCUAGCUCAGGGGGCUUUGACAAUUCCUGUGUCAUUCACCACCCCACAGAGCUCUGGAGGUCAGGCAGUGAUGUCCAAUGGAACACAAGUGGUGGUGUCAGGUGUGAGUGCUGCUGACCUUGCAAGUAAAUUAAAGGAUGCUGCUCAAGUGGUGCAGGUGCCUUCUGCAAGCAUCUCUUCCAUAGACUGGGCUUCCAAACUCAAAGAACUGCAGCAUGCUCAGCGCUUAGAACGGUUGCGUGAAGAACAGCGUGCUGUGCAGGACAAGGUCAGUCAGAAGCAGCAGUUUGAACACAAGUAUGAGCCCUGUGUGGUCUGUGGGGACAGAGCUUCAGGCCGACACUACGGGGCUAUUAGCUGUGAAGGAUGCAAGGGAUUCUUUAAGCGCAGCAUACGCAAACAAUUAGGCUAUGCAUGCAGAGGAUCGAGGGACUGCCCAGUGACCAAGCUGCACCGCAAUCGCUGCCAGUAUUGUCGUCUACAAAAGUGCCUUGCAGUAGGCAUGCGGUCAGAAUCUGUACAACAAGAGCGGCGACCUCAUGAUCAUAAAGAUAAAGUGCCUGUUACUGUAGCAACCUCCACACAGCGAAUCUAUAUUCGUAAAGACUUUAAUAGUCCUCAUGCAGCUAUUCCCACCUUUACCCCUAAGACUGAGCCUGGAGAAGACAUCAAAUACGGCAGCUUGCUGGCAAACCUGCAGGAGAGAGUGAUCCAGACAGAUCAGGGAAUGGUAGUCUUGAGUUCCCAGAUGUCCCCAGGUACCACAGCUAACACAGAUCUGAGCACACUGGCAUCUGUGGUCACAACGCUGGCAACCAUGAGCAAAGAGGCUGAGGACCACACACAGGCUGCUGCCGAGGCCUUGGUGUCAGCUGGCGAGUCCCAGGCUAUGUCCUCUGAGACCAUGACUCCCUCAGACUCUGUGGCCAAGGCUUUUGACACUCUUGCUAAAGCUUGUCAGUCACCAGUUCAACAGCCAUCAGGGGAUGGUGCAGAAGUUGGUGCAGCAGACAGCAGCAUGGAUCAUUCAAAUGUUAGCAGUGAUUCCACUGAUAAUUUGCUUCUGGAUCUGGAGGGUCCACUUUUGACAGAGGCAAACUUCCAGUUUACACUGACAACACCUUCCCCUAUGCCUGCAUACUUGAACAUUCAUUUCAUCUGUGAGAGUGCCUCCCGGCUCCUCUUUCUGUCAAUGCACUGGACCCGAUCGCUGCCUUGCUUCCAGCUUCUUUCAGCAGAGAUGCAAACAACACUAGUGAGGUGGUGCUGGAGUGAGCUGUUCACCCUUGGUCUGGCUCAGUGUUCCCAGGUCAUGUGCCUUCCCACCAUCCUUGCUGCUAUUCUCAAUCAUCUGCAGACCUCUUUGCAAAAUGGAGAAGACAAGGGUAGUCAGGACAAGGUGAAAGGAGUGAUGGACCAUAUUGUACGACUUCAAGAUUACAUCACCAACAUUACACAGCUGCAUCUUUCACCUGCUGAGUUUGCCUACCUCAAGGCCCUUGUUCUUUUCUCACCAGACAACCCAAAUCUGGGUCACCGUCGCCAGGUGGAGGUGCUUCAAGAUCGGGUGCAGAAGGAGUUUGUGAGGAUGUUGAUGGUUAAUCAUGCUGAUGCAAGCACCACUUCAACUCAUGCUGCUGCCAAUCGUGUAGCUGGUCUCUUGCUGCGCCUGCUGCCCUUAAAGACGUUUGUUGCCACCACAAUGGAGGAGUUGUUUUUCGCAGGACUGAUUGGUAAUGUUCAGAUCGACAACAUCAUCCCCUACAUUUUACGCAUGGAGACAGCAGAAUACAAUCAACACAUGUCUGGCCAGAUGGCGCCAUCAGCUGUCACAUCUCUCUCGGGCCAUGCCACGGGGACUCAGCAAGACCCAGGGCAUAUGCUGGCUCACCUGACUUCAUCCAAUCUCAAUGGAGGUGCCACACAACAUUAAAUUGUUCCUUCACAUUUAACAGAGUUACAGUCCAGCCUCAGACUGAAAACCACUUGUUGAGCAUCUACUAUCACAACUUGUUCGUUUCAUUUAUGUUCACUUUCAAGUCUCAAAGAAAUGCCUCCCAUAUCCACUUGUUCACUCAGAUGUAUUGAUGAUACUUUGAGAAAUGACUUGUUUAGUGCUGUGUCACUAGGCACUGCGCAAGACGAGCUUAUCAAUGUUCAUGAUCAAAGAGCAUGCUUCCCAGGGCUGCUUGCAUAGGUGUGUUAUAGGAUACCUGCAGGAUACUCCUAAUAAGCAACUCUAUUGAUACUUCACUGGGAUGGAACUGUUUGGUGUUUGUGCAGGAAACAUCCAGGAUCAUUUUGUUUGACUUAAAAUGAACAACACAUGUGAUAAUGAAUACAAGAUCCUUCUCUCAUUGUUAAGUGUCAUUGGACAUAUUGAGAUUUAGGAAGGGAUGUCAUGUUUCAUGACUUUGUGUUUGUUUUCUCUUUUUCUUUUUGAUCUUUUUGUUGCUGUAACAUGAGACAGGCUUGACAACUAUUUAUCUAUACUGCAGUUUCCUGGAUGGAUGUGAUGGCUUUGUACAUAGUAAAACCACCAUGUUGUUGACACUGUGCAGGUGCAAGUACUUCACAGUAAUUAUAAAUGGUUAGGGCCGGCACCAAAUGUGAAGGAUUUAGUAAUGUCUGUGAAAAGGUUACCAGAGCAAAGUUCUCUUUAAUGCUGAGGCUGGUGAUGAGUCUUAGACUGUAUAUAACAAAUUUAGAAAUUUUCAGGUACUAAUGCUUCACCGAGUUGUUGAAAACUUUUUCAUUUCUCUCUUGCACAUGCACACAUAAUGCACAUCUCUUGUACAAUGCUGUCGUAAAUCCAUGACAAGUGUUCGGUCAAGGCUUAUAAUGCCAAUGGCCUAAUUGACACAAAUCUACUGUUGAGAUAUUAAGACAGUCUAAAGAUUGUACUCCACUCCACCCCAUUCCUUUGAAAUUUACUUGAGGGAAUAGUAUGGUGAAGAGCAACUUAUUCUUACACCUGGCUCAAUGAGAAAGCCAUGACUUACAGGGUGUGUUUUGACACCAGAGGACUUUGAUAUUCUGCUUGUAAUAGUGGGCAGAAUAAACUUAGAGCAGGUAUGGUAUGGAGUUCUCUUUUUAAAAAAUCAUUGUGUUUAGUGUUUAGAUCCCUUCUGUUUAAUUAUGAUUUGAUAGAUUGCUUUUCAUAUAGCAUAUUGGCCCAUGAAAUAUAAAUGUGUUCUGUCACACACUCUUUUGUAGAUUCAGUAUGUCAUGAAUUAUUAUGGAAUGUCAGGCAUUGUUAGUGUUUUUCUCUGCUAAUUAACUGCUGUAUCUACAUGACAUGUCAGAGUAACAAGUGUGUGAGCUGCAUGCCUUAGGAGUGUAUGUGGUAUGUGCAGUAAUGAUGUCAGGGGUGUCCACUAGUGUAAUGGUUAAGAUACUCGCUUGUCAUCAUGUCGUGUGCUGAUGUGUCAGCUAAUUACUAGCGAAUGAUGUGUUUGAAGAUGUAAGGAAGUUGCAUCUGAAAAAGUAAGUUAAAAGGAGCUGGUUUAUCAGAGCUAGAAAAUCAUUUGUGUUUUUAUCUGGAUGAAGGUGAGUGAUAGCCUGAAGAAAUAGUGUUAAUAGGUAUUAACAAAUGCAUAUGCAGAAAAUCUAUGUUCAUGCAUAUGCAUGAAAAUGUGCACACAUGCAAGUUACAACACAUUUGCAUGAAAGAGAAAGACUGUGUGUUUAUAAGAUAUAUAUAGGUGUACAAGUAUCGGGUGUAUAUUUGGCUUGUGUCCAAGCUGUCAGACUGUGUGCGUUUAUAAUGUAGGUGUACAAGUAUCAGGUGUAUACAUGGCUUGCAUCCAAACUGUCAGAAUAUGUGUGUUCAUAAUGUAGGUGUGCAAGUCUCAGGUUUCAAACAUCUGUAUGAAUCAGCUUAGCAAAUGUGCCUUAUGAAUGAAUAUAUCAACAAUGUUGUUAAAAAAAUCAUUGAUCAUUUUGUCCUAAAAAUUCAUGUUAAAAAGUGGUCUAUGUAGUAUAACUUAUGUAUUAGUGGUUACUUGAAGUGUUACUCAUACAUAAUAUCAUGAUGUAGAAGUGAAACUUCUGUUUGCCACUGGUGCAUCAACAAAAUGAUGCAUUAGUGAUGACUUGAAGUGCCACAUAUAUAAAUAGCAUGAUUUUUAUAUGACAUCUUGAGAUGCCACUAGUUCGUAAAUAGUGUGCUGUGUAAGUGAUUACUUGAGGCAUUGCUAAUAUAAAAAUAGCAUCAAGUAUGAGUGAUUACUCAAGGCAUCCCUUGUACAUAAAUGGUUUGUUGUGUAAAUAACAUCUUGAGAUGCCACUUAUAUUAAUAGCAUGGGGUAUUGAGAUACCACUAGUACAUAAAUUUUGCAAUGCAUGUGUCAUGGUAAAAAAAUCUGGCCUUCAUCUGUUAAUAUCUGGUGGAUGUAACGACUUUGAGAUUUACUAGCACUGCAUUGUGAGGAAAGCUGAAGACUAGACAAGUAAUCAUUUUAGAGAAAAACUAAAUAAAAGAAAUAAAUUUAGAUUUGUGAAUUGUGGCAACUACUUGAUUUACAUGCUUGUAUGCUAGGUCUUAGGACAUUAACAGUAGUAAAAGUAGAAUCAUAUUUGGCUGCCUAGGGACAUCAAAAGACAGGAUGUGGAGUAUGUUGAUUUGAGUAUCAAUACUACUAGACUCACCACAGACAAAUAACAUUAUGCUGUCUUUAGCUCUGCCAUAGCCACCAGAACUAGCUAUGUCACAGCUGUAUACUGAGCUUGGUUAUUGUAAUUAUUACAAUUUCACUGUCCAGUAUGCUAAUGGUGGUGCCAUGAUGCUUGUGGUAAAGUUAGGACAACAAUGUCAUGUCAUGACAUUGGUGUGGCAAAGUUGACACAAGAUACAGCACCAGCCUGGGAGGCUUGCCAAGGUUCUUAUCGGUCAAUCAUGAUACUGACUCAUGAUCCUGUUAUGAAAGUCCUGCAUUAUUUAAAGCAGUAAAACUGUGACACCAUGCCAUGAUACCAGUGUGACAAAUAUAACAAAUUACAGGCCAGCACAUUUCAUUAAUGCACCCCUUGAGAUCCUUUUGCUUGCAUUUGUCAGAAUGUAUAUCCAUCUUGUAUUUUUCAAAAUGUAUAUUCAUCUUGUAUUUUUUUGUGGCAGACGCAUUGCCAUGCUUAUGGAAAGCCUUUGCCUGAUUCAGUCAGCCUGCUGGAGCUGAGUAUUGUUUCCAUCCCAUUCUCUAAAACAGAUAUUUACUUUUUGUUUGUGAUUGCACCAAUAAAUAUGAUUGAAGAAUGCUACUGUGCAGGAAUAUUACUGUGAAAUCAGUGUUUUUCACCAUGAAUGUUCUUUGUCACCAACCCAAUGUGUCUGACCUGUUGAUUAGGUCCUUAUUUCUACAUAUUUAAUUUCUCUGGGUUUAGUGCUUUUGAUAUAGCUAAACAGGUCCUCCUUCCAAGAUUUGUAACUUCUCUGACACCAGUGUUUCUGAUAGUUACCUUGAAAGCCAUUUUGCUCACCAUUUGAAGGACAUUGAAGUGGAAGGGGGAUUGUACCAGUUUUUAAUGUUAGAAAUCAGGUGCUCUAGGCGUAGCAGUUUUCCUUAACAGAAAUGUGAGAAAUCUUAAGAUUUGAUAAUUCGCACAAAACACAUAAGAGAACUGCAGCCAAACAAAUAGUUAUUGCUUUGUUGUAAAAACAUGAUAGUGAUGUCUGUAUUCUUUCUUUGCUGGUGAAGGAAACAGACAAGAAAUCGUCAUCACUCAUCAUCAUCCAUACCUUCAUUUGUGCUAGUUUAUCACCAGAUAAGCUAACCUGAUGAUGCCAGGAGGAGCCUUACUAGAUGCAGCAGCUGCAAAGGCACACCACUCUGAAUGGUGUUGAGGGACCAGGCCACUUCGUCAUGUUUGUCAUCCAGUUCGUCUUUUGUCUGUAUUUGGCUGCUACCUCCAUGGAACCCUGGAGGACAGGUUUUAGAUAGUGUUGUGCUGGAUGACAUGGUUGAACCAGACUAGUUUGCACCAUUUCACUGUUGUGGGAAGGAUUUUCUGACAUUCCAUGAGGGUAGCAACCAUGCUUCAUACAGAACUGUUGGUCUUGUGUUCCUUGUAAGAGAGUGGGAGCAGAGUUUUCAAGCACUUGAAUGCUUGACUUUGUCAGUAUCAGCAAGCAGUUCCCAUGUCUUACAGUUGUAGAGCAGGGUAGGGGCUAUGAGAGACUUGUACGUAAUAUACAGUCUUGGUAGCUGAUGUUAACUAUGAGAGACUUGUUUAGCCUGUACUUGAUAGCUAGUGUUAACUGUGAGAGACUUGUUCAGAUUGUACUUGGUAGUGAACCUUAUGCUAUUGCUUUGCCAGAUCCUAUUCAGCUUGGCCAUUGCUGCUCUCACUGCUGCGAUUCUGAUACAAAUGGCUGCUGUACAGCUUCUAUCUGUGGACAGUGAAGAACCCAGGUACUUGAAGCUUUGACCAGGACUUUGCUCCUGUCAGUGCUAAUCUCCAUCCUGUAUGCGCUGGCUCUGCAGGACACCUUGUUUGUGAGGUGCUGAAGCUCAAUUGUUGCCUGCUGACAGGUCAAUAUCAUCUGCGAAGCAAAGGGCAACCCACUGAUGGAAAUGGAGGUGUGGUGGUUAUGAGGAGAUAAAAAUAGCAACACUCUUUUCAGUGUUUCUGUAAUUGCUUUUGUUUGUGUAAAAACAUUACCAAAGGAGAAUCCAGGCAGUUGAAAACAAAUGCCUGAGGUAGCUGCUCAAUAUCUUGUACAGAGAACAUAGAACCAAUGACAUAAGUAUGAAGCACAGUUGCCACAUUUGUAGGACAACAUGAGCCGCUGCUUACAACAAUCAAACAUUAUAAGCUGGUGUGGUUUGGCCAUAUGGUCCACUACAACACCUUGUUGAAGAUUGUCAUUCAAGAUACCUUAAAGGGUGGUCAAAGCUGCAGUAGUCAGAGAAAGAACUGGCUUAGAAAGGAGUGAACUGGUCAUCCUCUGCAAGACCUGCUCACCAUUGCCCAAAACACCCAUGAGUGUUGGAGGUUGUCAGCUGCCAUGUUUGUCAAUCUGCUACCCUCAGUGACUGGUACCAGCCAAGGGACAAACGAAUGAAUGAAAAAAGCAAAUGAAAAUAUUGUGCAUUACAUGCCAUCCACAACUACCCCUCAUUUCAACAUCAAGACACUUCACUAUUUGGGCAUAGUUUGUCCUUUUGCUAGUAAUUUUUGCUGCAGCACUUCAAUAUGAAAAUGUAUGCUGCAAAGUAGUUGUCAAGUUGCAGAAUAUAACUUUUACUUUAUUAGCUUUUUCCAUCUUCUAAAAACCUUCUGUCAAAGAAACUGCUCUUGAUCGCCUUGUUUUGCCAGAAUCUCAUGGAUUUUACUUUAAAAAUGUCAAAGUGGCUGUAGACUUUCACUCUCAUUGGUACUUUUUUUUUGAAGAGGGAGGGGGCAUUGGCAUGUUUUGCAAGAGAUGAAUCUUUGCCAUCGGAUGAGGUCUGUGAAAAUCCUCAAACUCCUUGUCAUGCUCUCAUUCCAUAUCCAUCAUGGUGAAAACACGUUUUCACUUUUGUUCUCUUUUCUGGGCGGUAAUGUGCUUUUGAUAACAUUGCCUUUAUGAUAUAUACAAGUCAAAACCUGAUAGUACAUCAGCUUGGAUAAUAUGAAUUGAAACUAAUCUGUUUAGUAACCAUACAAACUCAGAAAUCGUGAAUGUGAAAAUUCAUAGGUCAUGGAGAAAACUCAUAAAAGAUUUUUUAUAAACUAUAAAAUAAAGAUUUUUAAAAUUUUGCAGGUACUGCACAGACUGGUAAGACCUUGAAGUGUAUGAAUAUUCUUAGUUUCUUUCUUUGAAAUUGACCAUUUACUUUAACUGCCUGAGUGUUUUAAGUUCAGGAAAAAUUGGGAUAAACACCAAAAGAUUUGACAGAGAUAGCAUGCUGGAUACAGCAAUAGUCAACAAAAGAUUUGAUGGAAAUAAGAUGCUGGAUAUCAUGAUGUUCUUAAAAGAGUAUACACAGAACUCUCUUUAUUUCAGCACUCACAGCAUCACCCUGGUGGCGCUGACCCUAUGUUUCUUAAGCUGGCACUUCAAGAUCUUGGGCUUCUUAAACAUUAAGAUGCCUUAACAUGGAAAAACUUGCAAUGAUAAGAAAAAGACUUCUGGUUCAAAAAGAAAAAUAGAGACUGUUUUGAAAAAUGAAUCUGGCGCUAGAAAAGGUCUUUUGAAAUUAGUGGUGAUGGUAAAGUACCCUUCAAAUAAACUUUUUCAGCAACAGAAGUCUAUCACAUCUUAAUUUAUUGUAUCAUGCUGUUUGUAAUACUGUUUGCUUCAUAUUACAUACAUUGUGUAAUGUCAUAUGCUGUUGUUUCAAGCCAUGCUAUAGAUACUGUCAUCAUUAUCUCAUCAGGUGGAUGUAUAGGGGUAUGAGUAUUGUGGACAAAUUGUCUUGGUGUGACGUACAUUAUGAAUAAAGUCAGGUUUCUAAACUAAUUAUUGAAUGUUUUACCUGGUAUGUUGUCAUUAGUGAUGUUUUACCAUGUCUUAUUUCAUUAAAGUGUGCCGUGCAUCCAACCAGAUAUGUAACAUAUUGCCAUAUCUCUUUCUGACACUGGUGCAAGCUUCUGAACGUUUAUUAUUUUGUGUUUUUUAGUGACAUGUCAGAUUGGAACACAAGGAGACCAUCAAUACAUAAUUGAUAGAUGUUAUGCAAAAAUGGACUAUUCAGUUUCACAGAACAAGUAGAUUGGUCUUUUUAUUAUCAUUAUUUAUUUAUUUUUUUUAAUUUUUUUUUUCUAAUAGGGGCGUUGUGUGCAUCAGAGAUGUCAAACUGUUGUAUACUUUUGACAUGGUCAGAUUUUCCAUUCCUCUGCAAGGUUUUUCAUUAGUGGCUACAGCAUAGUUGAAAAUGUGUUUAGUGGCAUUUAUUAAGAUGUCUCAGUUUGUGAAUACCAUGUUGAAUGUUUUAGUGUCUUGGCUCUGUUGGUGUUGGUGGAAGCAAACUUCAUGUUGCCUAACUUGAUACUGUUAAACUGUGCAUUUGUUAUCAGAUAAAUUAAUAUAUUCCCUAUGUCUUGUUUAUGCUGUAGCUUUGUGGUGUUUAAUAUAUGUAGACACUGAAAGGCUGCCUAUUACAGUUGUUGAUGGAAUUGAAUACAAGUGCAGCCUCUUGCCACCAGUUGGCAUUACUGUGAAGGAUACUGAUGUAUUAGUUUGAGAUUUAACAACAGUCUCUAAUCACUAGGUGGCUUCCUUCGAGUUGGAGCAUAAAUCUUAAUGUUGACAGUAGGAGUUGAGAGUGUUGACAAAUUAAUAAGACAUGUAUCUUGUGCCAUAUGUCAUGGCUGUGAGGUAAUGGCUGAAAAUCCAUGCAGGCAAGCUAUGUGUGCAUAUGUAUCUGCUUGCACAGAGGUACACUUUGGUGCCUCGCCUUCGUUUCCAUAUCUGAUUUGAAUGGUAUGUGUGUGGCACUUUAAAUAAUGUAUAAUUUACAUUUUGUUGUUUAACCACAUAUAUGUUGCUUAUGAUGGCAAAAACACCAUACUGUUUGUGUGAUUACUUGUGCUCCUGAAAUAUAGUGUUCAAGUUAUGUUAUAUAUCUUCCAAAAUGCUAAAAAUAAAAAUGUUCUUUAUGACAUGAGUCUGGGGGCUUUAAAGCAGUACCAAAUAGCACCCAACACUGAUUGGUAAAAGUUGCAGUCCUUCUUGCUAAAGUACAUAAGGAAAAUAUGGAAAGGACAAGAUAAAAUAAUUCUGUUUUGCAGGAAAGUUAAAGGUGGAAUUUUUAAAAAAAAGCUUUUGUCUGCUAUAAAGGGGUCGUGGUGGACCGCUGUUGUUGGUUAAGUGUGUAAAUUGGUGACCACAUAUUAUUCAACAUGUAUACAAUGUGUAGUUUUACUGAGGUUUAUAACUAAGAUAAUUUCUGAAAAAUGUUCAGAUGAGAGUUCAUUAAAAUGCUUCAUGUUUAUUGUUUA
Messenger RNA from Pomacea canaliculata, 10252 nucleotides. RefSeq names its product orphan steroid hormone receptor 2-like. The record is from RefSeq and is a predicted model, not a curated record. The coding region runs from base 150 to 2264 and encodes 704 amino acids. Gene Ontology annotation, biological process: cell differentiation; anatomical structure development; regulation of transcription by RNA polymerase II. The transcript has 12 exons. NCBI's taxonomy places the organism in Eukaryota, Metazoa, Mollusca, Gastropoda, Architaenioglossa, Ampullariidae. Gene Ontology annotation, molecular function: RNA polymerase II cis-regulatory region sequence-specific DNA binding; nuclear receptor activity; zinc ion binding.